GAUUUGGAGAUGGACAAUUGAUUGUAUUGUUGUUGACUAUAAUUAGAUUCAGGUUUUCACUAUACUUGUAGAUUCACUGCAUCAAAGAGAUGACUUCACAUCGUAAUCCUGCAUUAGAGUUUACACCAUUGAUGUGCUGCAGAGGAGGAAGAAUGUGUUGAGCUCCAUUAGUUAUCUAUAUCUGAACUGUUUGUAUCCUUGUGAUAGCUCAUCUUUAUCCUUUCUCAAAGGAGAGGCAAUCAGCUGCAGCAACUGUUACUUAGUUAGCUACUGAUGUGUUUCAUUCAACUUUGUGCUCUCAACAGGAUGUUCUAUGGUCCAGGUGGACCUUACGCCUUGUUUGCCGGAAAGGACGCCAGCAGAGCACUGGCAAAGAUGUCCUUCGAGGACAAGGACCUGACCGGAGACAUCUCCGGCCUAGGUCCUUUCGAGAUGGAAGCCUUGCAGGACUGGGAAUACAAGUUCAUGAGCAAGUACGUGAAGGUUGGUAGCAUCAAGAAGGAAGUCCCAGUGGCCGAUGGUUCCUCCAGCGAGCAACCAGCCACCGAGAACGGUGAUGCUAAGCCUGCAACCACUGAAGCAGAUGAUGCCAAGCCAGCUGAAGAUGCUCCAUCUACGGCAGCUGAGCAUACCGAGGUUCCUCCAACAAGCGUAGAGUCCAAAGAGGACUGAAACUGCAGAGGGCAAUUCUGGUGGUGGUGGGUGGCGGAGAGCGAAUUUCGUAAGGAGAGAUGAUGCCAUGAGAGAGAGAGUGAGAUGAUGUAUGUAUAAGAAGAUUGAACAUUGGUGGGUUCUUACUUCUUACGUAGUGUUUUAGUCUUUAUUUUCAGCUUUCUCAUCUCCAAACCCAGACAUGUUUCUGUCACAAAGAAGAGACUAGCUUUCAUAUGUUUGUCUAAUAAGAACACCAUUCCGUGAUAUUUGGCCUUUCAUGGUGGCUUGAGGACAUAUGAGAUUGUUCAACAUUAAAACAUAGGAUUGCACAGCCGUUCUUUUUUCUUCCUCCAUCGCUUACUCCUAGUCCGCAUCAUUGCAGCUACAAAAUACAGUUUUCUCUUUGCAUGAGCAGCUGGUUAUAAAGAGCUCGAAUCACCGACAGAAAGCAGAAAAUAAACAAUUGGAGCAGCUGCUUUGUAGCAUGAACAAAUGGAAGAACUCAAUGGGCUUAUACCACUCGCUGCAAGUUAUCGAAUCACCUCGACAGAAGCACAGAUUAAACAAUUGGAGCAUCUCAUUAUACAACCAUAAAGAAAGAACCAGCAAAAAG
Messenger RNA from Linum trigynum, 1267 nucleotides. NCBI's taxonomy places the organism in Eukaryota, Viridiplantae, Streptophyta, Magnoliopsida, Malpighiales, Linaceae. The record is from the annotation of a GenBank genome assembly.